Perca flavescens (yellow perch) is the source of this 3064-nucleotide messenger RNA. RefSeq names its product SRY-box transcription factor 13 (gene sox13). NCBI's taxonomy places the organism in Eukaryota, Metazoa, Chordata, Actinopteri, Perciformes, Percidae. The coding region runs from base 371 to 2287 and encodes 638 amino acids. Gene Ontology annotation, molecular function: RNA polymerase II cis-regulatory region sequence-specific DNA binding; DNA-binding transcription factor activity, RNA polymerase II-specific. Gene Ontology annotation, cellular component: nucleus. The record is from RefSeq and is a predicted model, not a curated record. Gene Ontology annotation, biological process: cell fate commitment; regulation of transcription by RNA polymerase II. The transcript has 14 exons.
AGUGGGAGGUGAGCGCCGGAACCCAGAGCAGUAGAUAGAUCCCAAGUCCCUGGCAGCAGCGAGGGAGGGGGUAGGCUGCGCUCUCUGUCUCCAAAACAUUUACGCAUCGCAGCACUAUUCCGCGUCUCUCUCUCUCAGUCUGUCUGUACUCCCCGCCGUCACCUUACCGACAUCCCCCGCUGACCGGCCAGCUCUCUCCGCUCUGAAGGACCGGGAGCAGAGAAGUCAACACACGUACCGAGCACCUCUGUCCCAAAACCACCGUGCUUUUCAUGCGGUGAGGAAAUAAAGCGGGAGAGGAAGAGGAGGAGGACGGAAGUUUUUUCUGUGUGUGUGUUCGCGUGGAGAGCUCAGGGCGCACCGGGACCGAAUGGUUGAGCCCAGCCCUCCAGCACUGCACCUCCUCUCUGGCGGCGAUGUCAGCAUGGCGAGCGUCGGUGUCAAAGUAGAACAGGAGGAGUCCUGCAGAGGGGGUGGAGUCAUUAGCAAUCCUGAACCUCCUAAGAGGUCUCCGUCACAUGGUUGGUCAGGAAAUCAUCCGCUGGAGGCCCGCCAAUUGACCCCACCGCUCUCCCGAUCCCCUUCGGAGGGCUCUCCAGGUAAGGAGCUGCCUCACAGACGAAGCCCCUUGGGACUGAAGGAGGCCAGGACACAUGAAAGACCAGAAGGACAAUCCAACUUCAAGGAAGUAAUGCCUACCAUUGAGAAGCUGCUGAAUGCUGACUGGAAGGAGAAACUUCUGGAUAAAAGCACAGUGGGGGCAGGACAACUGAAAGGUACCCCAGAGGCUCUGGCGGAGAAGGAGCUCCAGUUGUUGAUGAUGAUCAACCAGCUGAGUGGUCUGCGGGAGCAGCUACUAGGAGCCCACUCUGAGCAAAGGAACAUGGCCGCCCUGCUGCUGGAGAAACAGCAGCAGCAGAUGGAGCUGGCUCGACAACAGCAGGAACAGAUCGCCAAGCAGCAGCAGCAGCUGAUCCAGCAGCAGCACAAGAUCAACCUGCUUCAGCAGCAGAUCCAGCAGGUGAACAUGCCCUACGUGAUGAUCCCGGCUUUCCACCACAACACUCAGUCCCUCUCCGUCACCUCUGACCCCCAGAUGGCCCUGCCGCUGCAACCAAUCCCCUGCAAGCCAGCCGUGGACUAUCACAUGCAGCUGCUGCCCAACCCUCGGCCCCCCCCUGUCAAGAGGAGCAGCGGAUCCUUCCGACAGGAAGCCAGUCAGCCCCUGAACCUGACCUCCAAGCCAAAGGGGCUGGAGCUGGGGAAAACACCAAGUCCACAGAACCUGGGAUCCCUGGCGCUGCAUGGGGCCUACAGGUCCAGAGAUUUCCAGAGAGAAGUGUCCCACAGCCCGUCACGAUCUGCCCUCAGUUUCCUCGGAGACGGAGAUGUAGUCACCCAGGCCAUCCACGAUGCCCAGCAGCUCCUGAGGGGCCACGGCACCGGAGAUCGAGAGAGGGACAGGGACAAAGAGAGAGAGAGGGAGAGAGAUGGUGGCGGAAAGAUGGAGUAUAAAGAUUCUCCCCGCAGCGAGAGGAUUUCUCACUGCGAGCGGGGGGAGGACCACCUCAGCAGUGACUCUGAGGGUGCCCUGCCCAUCUCGGUCCCAGGAAGCUACCCUGAGGCCCGGCCCCCUCCCUCCUCGGGCCACAUCAAGAGACCAAUGAAUGCCUUCAUGGUGUGGGCCAAGGACGAGCGCAGGAGGAUCCUGCAGGCCUUCCCGGACAUGCACAACUCCUCCAUCAGCAAGAUCCUGGGCUCCAGGUGGAAGGGCAUGUCCAACCAGGAGAAGCAGCCUUACUAUGAAGAGCAAGCGAGGCUGAGCAGGCAGCAUCUGGAGCGCUACCCUGACUACAAGUACAAACCUCGGCCCAAACGGACCUGCAUCGUGGAGGGACGGAGGCUGAGGGUAGGCGAGUACAAGGCCAUGAUGAAGAACCGCCGGCAGGAGCAGAGAGCGACCUACACACAUAGUCAAACAGAACCCCAGCAGAUCCACUACCCCCACAGCGAUGGCCAGUACCCAGGCGGUGCCGCCGGCUCGGUCUCGGUGUCGACCAUGCCCUUUCACCACGCGUUACUGGAGCACUACCUGCCGCAGGUCCCCCCCGCGCUGUGUCGAGCCGAGGGCCAGGCUACGCCUACUUCCCUGCCCAGGGAGCGAGAGAGGGAGCGAGAGAGGGAGCGAGAGAGGGAGCGAGAGAGGGAACGCCCUCCCUACAGCGAAGGAGAGGAAAGCGACGGGGGAGAGAGGAGUGAGGGAGAACUGGUGCUCCUGACAGACUGAAAGGGGAGUGGGAGAGGGGAAAAAAGGAAAAUGGAGGUGAGAGGGAAGGAUAGCCGAGGAGGAAGGGGGGAUCUUUGUUGAUUGACAGUCAGAGAAGAAAGAAUGGAGGACGAACAGGGGAAACGGGAGGGAUGGAGUUGUCUCCGAAUGAGAAAAUUGCCCCUCUGUUAGGCAAAAGUGAAGAAGAGAUGUGGUGAGAAAACGCCAUAGUUACUCCCUUGUAAAUUAGUUGUUUUCAGUGAAACCUUACACACACACACACACACACACACACACACACACACACACACACACACACAAAGGCACGCUCUUAUCUUAGUCAUAGACAUGUCAUCAGCUGCUUUGUUUUAUUACAGAAGCCAUGUUGAAAUUAAUAUGUAGCCUAUUAUCGUUUUAUGAUGGGAAGAAAACAAGAGGCCCCUUAUGCCUCUCGUUUUCUUCCCACGUUGACUUUUGGCAAACAAAAUGCACCACAGACAUUACAUUCAUCGGAGGGAAGUUUAAUAGGAGCCAUGUUUCCACCUGUUGGACAGCUGAGUGAGCGUCGGGCCAGAGAGCAGCUGUCUGUUCUCAGUGGGCCAGUCCCGCCCCCUGCUGGGGAAGGCUGGUUAUUACUAAAUCAGAACACCCAGAGCUCCUGUCUGCUAAUCUUCCACUAACACUUGAUUAGUGUUGAGAACACCGACACGUAUUGCUACGCAGGCUGUGGCUAAUCCAGUGCAUGUAACCAUUUAGGUGGGGGCUCAGUCUGGAUGGUGUGACACCUGGUAUUUGGCA